AUGGCUGUCAUAACCUGGCCAAUCUUGGCCAUCCUCGGCUUGGUGGCGUACACCGUCUACCAUCAUUCAAACAAACCCCGAGGCAAGCUUCCGCCCGGCCCCAAGCCACUCCCGCUACUCGGAAACAUCAGAGACUUCCCGCCCAAUGGCGUCCCGGAGCACCUCCACUGGAUCAAGCACAAGGAUUUAUAUGGGCCAAUUAGUUCCGUGACAGUCAUGGGAAUGACGCUCGUCAUUGUCAACGACAGGCAGAUGGCGCACGACUUGCUUGACCAGGAUGCAGUCAAAACAUCUGGACGACCCACGAUGGAAAUGGCGGGCAAGUUGUGCGGCUACGAGAACGUCCUCCUCUGCCAGGGCUACACUCCCGACUACCUCCGUCGCCGCAAGUUCGUUCAUCAAGAGUUGGGGACCAAGGCUUCUGCGGCGCAAUUUCUCGAUGUACAAGUGGCUGAGGUGGGCCGGCAGCUUGUGCGUUCGUUGAGGGAGCCUGGCGACUUGCUGCGUCACUUUAAAAAGGCUGCCGCAGCCACAUCGUUGAAGGUGACAUACGGAUACACCAUCGAGCCUCACAAGCCAGAUGCCUUGGUCGACAUGAUUGAAAAGGCCCUGACGGAAUUUGCAAUCGCAGCCAGUCCCAUGGCCUGGGCCGUCGACAUAUUCCCUGCCCUCCGCCAUCUUCCUGAAAACUUCCCCGGUGCGACCUUCCAGAAGCAGGCAAAGCAGUGGCGCAAGUCGAUCCAGUCGUCAGCCUACAUCCCACUCGAGUUCGUCAAGAAUCAGAUGGCCAACUUCACCUCGCCAACUUGUUUCGUGUCCAAGACUGUGCAGCAACUGGGAGUCGGCGACGACGGAAAGUUGAGUGCCGAAGACGAGGACGCUGUGUUGUGGGCAGCUUGCAGUCUCUACGGUGCCUCUACGGACACGACGGUGAUUGUGCUGACCAGCUUUGCCCUGGCCAUGCUCAAAUUCCCCGACGUCCAGCGCAAAGCGCAAGAGGAGAUUGACCGGGUCAUCGGGACGGGUCGCCUGCCGGGCUUCGAGGACCGCGAGAAGCUACCAUACGUCGACGCUUUGGUGAAGGAGGCCUUGCGGUGGUGGCCGCUCACGCCCAUGGGCUUCCCUCACACCGCAACCGAGGAUUUCGAAUAUGAGGGAUAUCAUAUCCCAAAGGGCGCCAUGAUCUUGCCUUCAGUUUACUGGUUCUUACACGAUCCCGAGGUGCACGCUGAUCCUGACACGUUCGACCCCGACCGCUUCCUUCCGCCUCGCAAUGAGCCCGAUUCUCACAUCGAAGCGUUCGGUUACGGGCGCAGGAUUUGCGUCGGAAAGGUCUUUGCUGACAACAGUCUGUAUCUCAACAUUGCGCAGACGAUUGCGGCGUUCAACUUCAGCUGGGCUGUUGGUGAGGACGGCAAAGAGGUCGAGGUGGAUGUGCAGCCGAAGCCCGGCGUGCUUAUGUACGGAACGGAUUUCAAGUUCAAGGUUACGCCUCGUAGCGAGAAACAUGUCGAGUUGAUCAAACAGCUGGAGAGGAAGUAUCCGUUCGAGGCGAGUAACGCUGCGCAGCUUUCCGAUCCGAAGGACUUUGUUAUCCGGUACUAG
This is a messenger RNA of Colletotrichum chrysophilum, 1605 nucleotides long. RefSeq lists its product as uncharacterized. The transcript has 2 exons. NCBI's taxonomy places the organism in Eukaryota, Fungi, Ascomycota, Sordariomycetes, Glomerellales, Glomerellaceae. Bases 1 to 1605 code for a protein of 534 amino acids. The record is from RefSeq and is a predicted model, not a curated record. Gene Ontology annotation, molecular function: iron ion binding; monooxygenase activity; oxidoreductase activity, acting on paired donors, with incorporation or reduction of molecular oxygen.